AUAAAGUCCCAAGCCUCUACCUUUUUCCUGCUCGUCUCUCUCACUCCGCGCAAAAAUUCGCCCAAAAUCGAACCUUAGAUUCAUUUGUUUGCUCCUCAGAUUCUGCUAGGGAUUGUCGUCGGAUUCAAUAUUUGGCGAUCAAUCACUGAUUUUGGUGUGAAAUUCUGCUCCCUUGAAUUUAUCGUAGCCAACAACCGUAGCGCCUCGAAAUUCCGCGCUUAGUGGGACUGCACAGAUGAUGGAGAACAAUAACUGGAGACCGGCCCCACCUGGCGGGGGCGGCCCCGGAGACGGCGGCGGUUCCGGCGGCGAGGCUGCCCCGGAGGGCGAUGACUGGAGGAAGCAUGUGCCUCAGGAGUCGAGGCAGCGGAUGGUCAACAAGAUAAUGGAGACUUUGAAAAGGCAUCUUCAAUUUUCUGGUCAAGAGGGAUUGCACGAACUAAGGAAAAUAGCAGUUCAGUUUGAGGAAAAGAUUUUCCAUGCUGCUGUGAACCAGCCCGAUUAUUUGCGGAAAAUAUCUUUAAAUACAUUGACCAUGGAGACAAAAUCUCAAAAUUCUGUUGCCAAUUCUGUGUCCUCCGGUUCUGCUGGCAAUAGCAGUGAGCCUCCUGAUUCAGUGCCUCUUGAUUCCACUGCUGAGGCAGGCCAAGCGAAUGGAGGUGACUGGCAAGAGGAGAUUUAUCAGAAGAUAAAAUCUUUGAAGGAUUUGUAUUUGCAAGACUUAAAUGAGAUGUACCAGAAAAUUGCUAUGAAGCUGCAGCAGCAUGAUUCUCUUCCUCAGCAACCGAAGUCGGAGCAGCUUGAAAAGCUGAAAAUCUUCAAAGUAAUGUUGGAGCGCCUUAUUGCUAUGCUGCAAGUUCCCAAAAGUGAAAUAUAUCCAAGCCUCAAGGAUAAGCUGCCUUCUUAUGAGAAGCAGAUAGUGCAAUUCUUAAAUUCCAACAGGCCCAGAAUGCAGCAAGGGCAACUUCCACUGCAUCAUAUGCCCUCAGUGCAGCCUCAACAGUCCCAGCCUCACGUUGGCCAGGUCCAGUCAAGGGGUACAAGGGAUUCUGUUGGAGAGAAGUAACUAUGAAUUUGUGACUCAGCUUUUCUUUUCUGAUUUGUUCCUUCCUUCCAGAGGUGUGGCUUUGUUGCUCGAUAAGCACUAUUUGGCAUCGCAAUAAUGUCCAUGUAUCUCUUUAUAUGCAUGAAGGUCAAUGAAUUAGUAUAAUAUCGAUUACAUAGUAUGUAUCUUGUUCAGUGGGAGAUGGUUAGUACGACCUCUAGUCAAAGGAUAAAAGAUAUGGGUUCUUCUCUUCUGAUCUAAUAGAGUUUGGAGAAAUAAAAUUCUUCGAAAGAAGUGCAUUUUUUGAGUAGUUAAUGUCACUGCAGCUUGUAGAUGGUGUGCCAUAUUGGGCAAGAAGUUGCUCGUGCUUUUGUCAUAUUUUCAUGGACAUUGAUUUAUGAAGUGAUGGUAGACUCAUAUAGAAGAAACGAACUCUGAAAAAGUCAUAAAUUACCACA
Messenger RNA from Punica granatum (pomegranate), 1503 nucleotides. The record is from RefSeq and is a predicted model, not a curated record. NCBI's taxonomy places the organism in Eukaryota, Viridiplantae, Streptophyta, Magnoliopsida, Myrtales, Lythraceae.